AUGCUUCACUCCAUCAUCGCCGCUCUUGCGCUCCUGAGCUGCCUUGCUCAGGGGCAGCUUUCUGGCAAGGUAGGGCCUACCACAACCUUCGCAGCCAAAGCAGCAAACAAAGUCUGUAACGUCCUGGAUUAUGGCGCCAAAGCUGACGGAACGACCGAUCUCGGCCCAGCUCUCACAAGCGCUUGGGCUGAUUGCAAGAAAGGCGGCCUAGUCUACAUCCCCCCGGGUACCUUUGCUAUGAGUACAUGGGCGUCCCUCAAAAGUGGUCAGGGAUCAGCGCUACAGCUUGAUGGCAUCAUCCAAAGGACGGGCACUGCUGGUGGCAACAUGAUUUCCUUCCAGGGCUGCGAUGACCUCGAGAUAUUCAGCGGCAACUCCAAAGGUGCAAUGCAGGGCUUCGGAUACCAAUUUAUUUCGCAAGGAAACUAUGGCCCUCGCUUUAUACGUUUAACGGAUGUGACAAACUUCUCCAUGCACGGAUUUGCACUCAUCGACUCGGCUUCAUACUACUUAGUUUUCGACAGUUCCAGCAACGGGGAAAUAUAUAACAUGAUCCUACGGGGCAUCAGCAUAGGCGAGACCGACGGUAUUGACAUCUGGGGCAAUAAUAUCUGGGUCCACGACGUGGAAAUCACCAAUGGAGAUGAAUGUGUCACAAUCAAGUCGCCAGCCAAGAACAUCCUCGUCGAAGACGUCCACUGCAACAUCAGUGGCGGCUGUGCAAUCGGUUCCCUCGGCCUUGGUACACAGAUCUCUACUGUGCAAUAUAGGAAUAUCUACCUUAACCAAGCCGAUGGGGCGUAUGUCAAGACAAACGGCGGCAACGGCACGGUAGACUCGAUCAUCUGGGAAAACAUCAUCAAUAAUGGCGGUGCAUACGUCUUGGCUGUCAACGAAGCCUGGGGAAAGGACAACGGCGGGGUGGGCGUCCAACUCAGCAAUCUUACAUUCAGGAACUGGCAUGGCUACAACAGUGAUUCCAAGCGCCCAACGAUCAGACUGCAGUGCGACGACUCGGUCCCCUGCCACGACAUCACCGUGGAUAACGUCAAUCUUUGGACUAGCGACGGCAGUAAGCAGGUAACCUGGGUAUGCCAAAGCGCCUACGGUACUGGAGCUUGUCUGCGCAAGUCAGGUACUGCCUCGUACGCCGCCAGCUACACGACGAUCAGUACGGCGCCAGCCUAUGCCGCAGCGACCAUGGCGAACGAUCUCAAGAGCCCUUUUCCCAGCACGACAUCCUUCACGAUUCCCCCUGUUCCAACCACAUUCUAUCCUGGAAAAGCACCAGCCUCUACCCUCCUUAGCCUGUCAGGACCUGGCCGCCGCUGA
Messenger RNA from Diaporthe amygdali, 1332 nucleotides. Its product is annotated as murein transglycosylase. The coding region runs from base 1 to 1332 and encodes 443 amino acids. The record is from RefSeq and is a predicted model, not a curated record. NCBI's taxonomy places the organism in Eukaryota, Fungi, Ascomycota, Sordariomycetes, Diaporthales, Diaporthaceae. Gene Ontology annotation, biological process: carbohydrate metabolic process. Gene Ontology annotation, molecular function: polygalacturonase activity. The transcript has a single exon.